This is a messenger RNA of Andrographis paniculata, 790 nucleotides long. RefSeq names its product upstream activation factor subunit spp27. The record is from RefSeq and is a predicted model, not a curated record. The coding region runs from base 121 to 531 and encodes 136 amino acids. The transcript is spliced from 2 exons. NCBI's taxonomy places the organism in Eukaryota, Viridiplantae, Streptophyta, Magnoliopsida, Lamiales, Acanthaceae. Gene Ontology annotation, cellular component: nucleus.
AGCAAAAGCCCUACUUCUGCCACGCACGCCCUUCAUUUCGGAAGCUUAUCUUCUCUCUCAUUUUCGGAAUUUCUCCACCGAUUUUGUUUCCCGCUCCCUCUACUGGUUUCUGGAUUGAUAAUGGCGAUGUCAUUGGGUGUAUUUUCGAGUUUCCUGCCGGUUGAGACGGUGUCGUUCGGAGUUUCUUCUUCUUUUCCGACUGCUGUAAGGUUUGGUCCUUUGAAUCGGCGCUUGGUGGCUGUUGCAGCUUCGAAGCCGGCUACGGAGACGAAGAAGCGCGAGCCGAGGGGGAUCAUGAAGCCGCGCCGAGUGUCGCCGGAAAUGCAGGCGUUCCUAGGUGGCGUUUCGGAGAUUCCACGGACUCAAGCGCUGAAAGAGAUUUGGGCUCACAUCAAGCAGCACAAUCUCCAGGACCCUGAAGACAAGAAGGUUAUCAUCUGUGAUGAGAAGCUGAAGAAAAUUUUCGGAGGAAGGGACCGAGUGGGUUUCCUUGAGAUUGCAGGUUUGAUCAGUCCACACUUUCUCAAGUAACAACGGAAAAGGGUUCCACCAUUCGCGAGGCAUGCAUGCAAGCAAGCAUUUCCCUUCCCCCCUUCUUUUUGUAAAUGAGGUUUAUGUUGGAAAAUGGGACACUAGCAAUAAUUAGCUUAGAUUAAUCUUUUCCGCCGGAAGAUCAUAUUUAAACCUUGCCCUUUUGGAUCCACUUUUGGUCUCUAAGAUGCGUGGAAAUAUUUUGGUUGUCUUGAAUAUGCUGCAGAAUAUUUAGUUUAUGAAUCUUAUUUGUCUGCGA